This is a messenger RNA of Nicotiana tabacum (common tobacco), 1053 nucleotides long. RefSeq lists its product as uncharacterized. Lineage: Eukaryota; Viridiplantae; Streptophyta; Magnoliopsida; Solanales; Solanaceae. The record is from RefSeq and is a predicted model, not a curated record.
UAUACAUCCUAGUUAAAGAAGGAACGGGAAAGCAUAUGCAGUUAUUCUCUUCAAAUCAAAUGCACAAAAUUCUAGGCCUGGAAACUUCCAAUGAUUUGUUGAUGAUUUCCCUCUUCCUAUUUACAGUCGUCUCGUCUCCUUCCUUGUAUAGUUUGUCAAUCUCCUCCCUCCACCUAAACCCCAAGAAAGAGAGAACGAGAACUAGUGAGAUGAGCUCACCUGGUCGAUCUCGAGGAGGAGAAAAGGAACAAAGAGCAAGGACUUUUGACACUGAAGCGAAGAAGAUGUGCUGGGCCAAGGCCGAGACUGUACCCGGUCGACAUCCCGAACGCUGGCGCAAAGAUUCCGCCGGAAAUGUCGUCUGUAAACGCUUUGCCAAUUGUCAAGGCUGCCUUUGCUUUGAAUAUGACCACAUUAUUCCCUUCUCCAAAGGGGGUGAAUCGAUAGCGGAGAACUGCCAGAUCCUUCAAACAAGGGUAAACAGGCUUAAAGCCAACAAGGAUGAGAUUGAUAUUAGUCAGUUAAAAAGCUACUCUUGCGAUAUCAAGUUCACUGAUAAGGAGCUCGAUGUAAUUGAAAUGGCUGUUUAUGGGGAUGUUAUCCGCCCUGGAAACCAAUGUCGUUGUAGAACUGUUGCAGAACUGCUAGGCCAAUACAAGUCAAAGGAUCGAGCUGCUCCCUGCAAGUUACCAUAGGCUGAUGAAUCCUUAUAGCAAAGGGUAGGCAUACAUUUCUCCAACUACGCCUCAGUCCCAUACAAAUUGGGUAGGCAUACAUUUCUCCAACAACUACGCCUCAGUCCCAAAUAAAUUGGGUGGGCAUACAUUUCUCCAACUUCAAUAUUAAUUUUCCAGAAGUCAUUAAUUUGUUGCAUUUCAAAAGCUUAAAGUAGAGUUUAAAUUUUUAUGUAGUUCAGCAGUCUAUUGAGUGGAUUGUUGGUAGCCUUGGUGGAUAACUGUUGUCACAUUGUGAACCUAAGUGUCGCGAGUGAGUCUCAAUGACAUAAGGCAAAUAAUUCUAAAGCCAUUUGCAACAGCAGAUCGUGUUUCGUGA